Asparagus officinalis (garden asparagus) is the source of this 1363-nucleotide messenger RNA. RefSeq lists its product as uncharacterized. Gene Ontology annotation, molecular function: transmembrane protein transporter activity; protein binding. Bases 1 to 1053 code for a protein of 350 amino acids. Gene Ontology annotation, biological process: protein insertion into mitochondrial inner membrane; protein targeting to chloroplast. The transcript is spliced from 11 exons. NCBI's taxonomy places the organism in Eukaryota, Viridiplantae, Streptophyta, Magnoliopsida, Asparagales, Asparagaceae. The record is from RefSeq and is a predicted model, not a curated record. Gene Ontology annotation, cellular component: chloroplast inner membrane; TIM22 mitochondrial import inner membrane insertion complex.
AUGAGUAUUGACACUACAUAUCAUUUACGUAUUCCUUUUGCAAGUAAUAAUAGUGAAGGAUUGCUCGAGUUGUUUCAUUUUGUAAGUAAUAAUAGUGAAGGAUUGCAGUGGUUGGGGGAAAAAACUCCUGAGCAGGUUGUCCGCAUAUGGGAAUAUUUUUUGCUUAUUGAGACAAAAUUAAUUUCAUGCAUGUUAUGUUGUGCCGUGAUGCAAAUGUGCUGCUAUGCAAACAUGCUUGUGUUUGUACAGACUUUGCAUGUGAUUUAUGUGAGAUUGCUAGGAAUUCAGUUUACCAAACUGGCUUUUCACAUGCUAUUAAGAAUAUGGGGCCUCUCAUUGGAAAGAGAUGAGGAUGAAAAGGCUGAAUUUAAAGCAAAGAUAAAAGAACUACCUCAGCUCCUUUUCGUUCAUCAGUUCACUGAAAAAGAUAUUUUAGCUUACAACUUGAGUAAACUUUACAGUUUUGUUCUUGGAGCUGCUGAAUGGGCGUUCCCCGCCGCCCCUCCGAACGCUGCUGGCCUCCCUCCUGAUGCCAUGGCUUCGCUCAAGCAGGCCCAGGCUUUCACUGGCAGUCCUCUGAUUCAAGCUCGUAAUUUUGCAGUCAUGACUGGUGUAAAUGCAGGUAUAUCUUGUGUCAUGAAAAGAAUAAGAGGAGUGGAGGAUUUGGAGAGUAGCAUGGCAGCGGCAUUUGGUUCUGGAGCAAUGUUCUCAUUAGUCAGUGGCAUGGGAGGCCCAAAUCAGGCAGUCAAUGCUGUCACAUCAGGACUUUUCUUUGCUCUUGUUCAAGGUGGCCUUUUCAAGUUUGGUCAGAAAUUCUCGCAACAGCCGGCUGAAGAUAUCUAUUACUCCCGUUCAAAAAACAUGCUGACACGACUUGGUCUUCAAAAAUACGAGAAAAACUUCAGGAAAGGCCUGCUUACUGAUAGUACCUUGCCUCUUCUCACAGAUAGCGCUCUCAGAGAUGUCAAGAUUCCUCCUGGGCCCAGACUCAUCAUUCUUGAUCACAUCCAGAGGGAUCCGGAGUUGAAGAAGGCGAAGCAGGCGAAGCACUGACGCUAUCCUGGGGGAUAUUGCUUUUCUUUGAGCAAGUAGAAGCUAUUUUGCAGUGAAUUGAAUAAUUCAGUUUUAUUUUUAUCCUGUUUAAAUAGUAGUUAUAUAUUUUUUUUUCUAGUACUCGUUGCCUUCUUCUGUUGUGGGCAUGUUGUUUACUUUUUCCUGAGAACAGUUGGGAGGGAUGCAUUAUCUUUGAGAAGUAAAUGCAGUAGGGGUGGAGGGUGUGAAUGUUUGUUCUGUGGGCAUUGGAGCUAGGGUGUUGAUUUUCUUUGGAAAUAAUUAGCUCAUCAAGGGGUUUCUGUUUCGAUGA